Trypanosoma grayi is the source of this 885-nucleotide messenger RNA. RefSeq lists its product as hypothetical. The transcript has a single exon. Lineage: Eukaryota; Euglenozoa; Kinetoplastea; Trypanosomatida; Trypanosomatidae. Bases 1 to 885 code for a protein of 294 amino acids. Gene Ontology annotation, molecular function: phosphatidylinositol binding; ubiquitin binding. The record is from RefSeq and is a predicted model, not a curated record.
AUGGACUUUCUGAAACGCACAUUCGCCGACGCGAAGCUGCGUCUUCAGGUGUCACGUAUGCUUGCCGCCGCCAGCACACACCCCAAGCAGCUGUCGACGGAGUGCCUCGAGUUAGCUGAAAAACAUCCGGUUCAGGUCUUGGCUGUCCUGCGUGACAACCUUAACUAUCCCAAUGCCGAACAGUCGUACGCGUACUUGUUACUGCUAGAGAAGCUUGUGGACUCCUGCAGCUACUCCUUUCACACAGCUAUGGCGCGUGACGCUACGCUCCAUGAGAAGUUAGUUAAUCUGGCCGUCACGCGGGCGGAGGGAAUAGGCCACCGAAGGGUGCGUCGCCUCGCACGACUGACGCUUCUAGAAUACUCGCGCAUGUUCGCCGACGAUAGGGAUCUGCAGAGUCUCUCGCAGCUCGCCGGCGUCGUGGAGAGGCGCACCGGCCGGAAGCUGAUGCGCGCCCUCGAGGUGGAGCGAAAGGCCGUCAAGUUCAUCGAGCCUCGGCCAGAGGAUAUCAUCCCUAUUACCCCUCAUGAGUGGUCGACAAAGGCGUCACCACAGCGGCAGAAGCCGACGACAUGGUCUUGCCACAUCUGCACUUACAUGAACAAGGCCUACGCGACAAAGUGCCUCACAUGCCGAACACCGAGGUUGACACGUACCGCAACACCGCCGCCCGUUGGGUUGACGAACGGAACGGUUGCGCCUGAAGAGAAAGUCUUCAACGGGACUGUGUUGCAUGAUCAGAACGGUCGCUGUGCCAACCUGCCAAUUCUUCUCCAUGAUGAAUGCGAUGGCGGGCCUGUUUUUCUCCACAGUAGUGAGGAGUGCCCACCUUCAAACGAAAACGCAGCAGAAAACGUUGCAGUUGUCACGGAACACACUGCGUAG